Molecule: messenger RNA, 981 nt
Organism: Effrenium voratum
Lineage: Eukaryota; Dinophyceae; Suessiales; Symbiodiniaceae
Source: the annotation of a GenBank genome assembly
CCAGCAGCCAAGGAUCCACAGGAGACCGCCCAAUGCUCGCAGCGUUUUGGCUCGCUCCCCCCGUCGCCAAUCUGUCGUUUCCUUGGAGAUAUGAUCUCGGUGCCACUGCCCACGGAGUUUUGCCAGGCGCUGGUAAAGUCCGAGACCUUGGCCCCAGAGCUGGUGGCGGAGGCGGUGCUGAGGCGGCUGCAGCCCAGCGCCAGCUUGAUGCACCAGACUUCCCGGCCUCUUCCAGAGUUGCACGGGGGGCCGGAGGGCUUGUACUGCCGUGACCUCACCGGCAGGUGGCGGUCCCUCCAAGAGCCGGGCGCUCGGCGCUCCGCAUCAGCUGCUCCGGCACCUCGAGUGCGAGAGGCCGGAGACGUCGCCCCGCAACCAGCGCCAACGCAGCCAGCGCCGCUGGCUGCAGCGCCACCGCAGGCGAGCGAAGAUCCGGAGGUGCGAGCAGCCCAAGAGGCCUUGCGCCAAGCCACGGCUGAGACCUCCAAGCUGUGGGAGGCUGCCAAGACCACGCUGAACCCGGAGACCUUCGCAGCACUGAAGCGCGGGGCGGAGCUGGAGCGUUUGCAGCGUGACUUGGAGAACGAGAAGCUGCGGCUCCAAAGUUCCUGGACGCUGCUGCGGGGCAAUUGCGACCGGAAGCAGAUGGGGGAGAUCACACGCCUCGCUGCGGGCUGCGAGGCCGGCCGCGCCCUUUCCGUGGAGAAGGCUCGAUACCUCUUUGACCCACAGCCCACAGCGACGGCACGCCGAAGACGAUUCAGCAGAUCGGAGAAGGAGGAGAAGCCCCGCUUGCCCCCAAGGCCCCGGGUCAAGGAGGAGGCUGCGAUGGGAGGAGCCUAAGGCGUACUCACCAACGAGGUGCCAUUCGCCCCAUCUGGGACAGGCGCAGAGCCUGCGGAAGGAGGUGAACCGGAAUUCAGCUUAAUUCGGAUGGAUCGAUCUGGCAGGGGGCUCACGUUGCUUCAAAAGCUUCUUGGG